Culex pipiens pallens (northern house mosquito) is the source of this 2096-nucleotide messenger RNA. RefSeq names its product leukotriene A-4 hydrolase. Gene Ontology annotation, cellular component: cytosol. NCBI's taxonomy places the organism in Eukaryota, Metazoa, Arthropoda, Insecta, Diptera, Culicidae. The record is from RefSeq and is a predicted model, not a curated record. Gene Ontology annotation, biological process: peptide catabolic process; proteolysis. Gene Ontology annotation, molecular function: epoxide hydrolase activity; metallopeptidase activity; zinc ion binding. The coding region runs from base 169 to 2019 and encodes 616 amino acids. The transcript is spliced from 6 exons.
GCUUCAGCUCAGUCAUUGUUUUCGUGAGUGGCUUCGAGGUUGGAUGUGAAUCGGCGAAGCCAUUUUCCCAGUUUUGUGCAUUUUUAGCAGUAAUUAGCUUGCUUUUUGUUCCAUUUAGUGCUUGAAAGUGUUGAUUAGAAUUUGAAUUUGUGGAGAAGCUGCACCACGAUGCGUUUAAGCCCGAUUGAUCCCAGUUCGUACUCGAACGCCCACGAGCUCAUCAUUCGUCACGUGGACCUGGACUGGACGGUCAACUUCGAGAAAACUACGAUUUCGGGUUCGGCCACGCUGUACUUCAAGACGCUGAAGGAUGAUGUUGAGGAAAUUUUCCUGGACGCCAGCGAGCUCAGCAUCGCGUCUAUGGCCAUCAAGGGUUCUGCGGGGGAGAUUCCGCUCAACUGGGACGUCGGUGGCCACGUGGACAACAUCGGUUCCAAGCUGACCGUCUAUCUGCCGACGAAGACGUCCGGCGAGUUUGUCGUGGUGAUUGAGUACGAAACGGACCCGAAGGCGAGCGCCCUGCAGUGGCUGACGGCGGCCCAGACCUGUGGCAAGCAGCAUCCGUACCUGUUUAGCCAGUGUCAGGCGAUUCACGCGAGGUCGAUCGUCCCGUGCCAGGACACGCCGGCGGUCAAGUUUACGUACAAUGCAACACUGCGCCACCCUGUCGGCGUGACCGGACUGAUGAGUGCCGUUAGGAAACGAUCCGAAGCUGGUGUUUCCUACUUUGAGCAGAAGACUCCGAUCCCUAGCUAUUUGCUGGCCAUCGUUGUUGGAGCGCUUGUCGAGAGAAAAAUUGGACCGAUUUCAAGCGUUUGGGCCGAGCAGGAGCAAAUCGACGAGUCGGCAGAGGAAUUUUCCCAAACGGCGGACUUCCUCGCCAAGGCGGAGGAGAUUUGCGGUCCGUACGUCUGGGGUCGGUACGAUCUGCUGGUGAUGCCACCAAGCUUCCCCUUCGGCGGAAUGGAGAAUCCCUGCCUGACCUUCGUCACGCCCACCCUGCUGGCCGGAGACAAAUCGCUGGCGACGGUCGUAGCACAUGAAAUUGCCCACAGCUGGACGGGGAACUUGGUUACGAACCGAAACUUUGAACACUUUUGGCUCAACGAAGGCUUCACCGUGUUUGUCGAGGGUAAGAUCGUUGGUCGACUUUCGGGGAACGCCUCGCGGGACUUUCACGCACUGCACGGCCUCAGCGAGCUGACCGAUUGCAUCAAGACCCAACUUGCCUCGACGCCGGAGCUUACCAAGCUUGUGGUGGACCUGUCCGAGUGCAGCCCGGACGAUGCAUUUUCAACGGUUCCCUACAUCAAGGGAUCGACAUUCCUGCGCUAUCUGGAGGAUUUGCUCGGAGGACCGGAAAAGUUUGAACCAUUCUUCCGUGCCUACCUGAACAAGUUCAAGUUCCAGUCGGUGCUGACGAACGACUUCAAGAAGGAGCUGUACGAUUGGUUCCGUCAGGAUCCAAAGAACGAAGUGUUUCUCGAGCGCAUCGACUGGGAUCUCUGGCUGUUCGGCGAAGGUUUGCCACCGGUAAUCCCCACCUAUGACCGCUCGUUGCUAGAUUCUUGCCAGAAACACGCCAGCCUGUGGGCUGACAACGACCUCGACACCAUCAAGUCGUCCCCAACUCUAUCCGAAUCGCUGACUUCCAUUCAAAUCAUCGAAUUCCUGGCCCAACUCCUGGAGAAAAAGCAGAUCAAGGACCUCACCCCGGAGAAGAUCGCCCUGCUGGAUCAAACGUACCACAUUCACGCCACCAAGAACGCCGAAAUCCGGUUCCGCUUCGUGCGCCUUUACAUCCGAGCCCGCAUGAUGGACAAGAUGGACGAAAUCCUGGCCUUCCUGAACAGCAACUUCCGCAUGAAGUUUGUCCGUCCAAUCUACAAGGAGCUCGCCUGCUGGCCCGAAGCCAAACCCAUCGCGGUGGAGAACUACAACAAAGUUAAGGACGAGAUGAUGUCCGUGUGUGCCUACACCGUGUCCAAGGACUUGGGCAUCGACGCCGCGUGCAAGUGAGUGAAAAGUUGAUUUGUUUUUUUUUGUACCAAGCUGUUAUUUCUUCUCUGAGAAUAUAAAAUCGUACACGCUUUAAA